Molecule: messenger RNA, 621 nt
Organism: Terrapene triunguis (Three-toed box turtle)
Lineage: Eukaryota; Metazoa; Chordata; Testudines; Emydidae
Product: galectin-9
Exons: 6
Coding region: 40-621 (193 amino acids)
Molecular function (GO): carbohydrate binding
Source: RefSeq, a predicted model, not a curated record
AUCCGUCGGUCGGGGUUCGCUUCUGCGCCAGUCGCUCCCAUGGCUUAUUACAGCGGGCAUCUGGCGCCCUAUUCCAAGCCGUCUCUCCCAUUUACUGGCCCUAUUCAUGGCGGUCUUCAUGACGGAUUGAUGGUUAUCAUCAGUGGAACUGUUCUUCCUACAUGUGACAGCUUCAAGAUAGACUUUCAGUGUGGAUCCUGCCCAAGUCCUGAUGUUGCUUUUCAUUUUAACCCACGAUUUGAAGAGGGUGGAUGUGUGGUUUGCAAUACUUUCGAAAGUCAGAAUUGGGGAAGAGAGGAGAGGAAAUAUGAAAUGCCUUUUUUAAAAGGUCACCCCUUUGAGAUUCGGGUUUUGGUAAAACACGACUCAUUCCAGGUUGCUGUAAAUGGAAAUCCCUUUGUGCAGUACAAGCACCGGAUUCCACUUUCCAAAGUGAACCACCUUAGUGUGUCUGGGGGUGUGGACGUGGCAAUCAUCAGCUUCCAAGAUACUGCUCCCCCAGGUGCUUGGUGUCCUACGGCAGCUGGGAUCACCAAUGCAGCUUUCCCACCUACACAGUUUGCUCCUGGAUCAACAUAUAGUGUGAGUUCAAGUGAUGCUGAAUCCAUUUGUAUUAAAUGA